This is a messenger RNA of Candida dubliniensis CD36, 1038 nucleotides long. RefSeq lists its product as uncharacterized. Gene Ontology annotation, molecular function: phospholipid scramblase activity. The record is from RefSeq and is a predicted model, not a curated record. Gene Ontology annotation, biological process: plasma membrane phospholipid scrambling. Lineage: Eukaryota; Fungi; Ascomycota; Pichiomycetes; Serinales; Debaryomycetaceae. The transcript has a single exon. The coding region runs from base 1 to 1038 and encodes 345 amino acids. Gene Ontology annotation, cellular component: plasma membrane.
AUGUUUAGCAUUAGAGGUUGUCACAACCUUGCUUCCAGAGCAUUGGUGAGAAGAAACUUACACACAGCAACUCUAUUACAGUCUCCCAGGUUUGUUAAUCACAAUUUCAAUAACCGUACGAGGGUAACGAAAGAGAUAUCACCUGAAGAAGUACGACAAUUUCAGGAGGCACAAGCAAGAGCUAGGGAACAGGGUCAAGCUCCGCGGAAUCCAUAUUCACGUCAGUUUAACAAUGAUCCAUGUUAUUCAUUUCAUUUACCUGACAACACCAAUGGAAUAAUCACUCCACAUGAUCCAAUAUAUGACAUUCUCAAGGAACCCACUUUGGUGAUAGAACGUCAAAUAGAAUUUAUGAAUCUUUUCAUUGGAUUUGAACAAGCUAAUCGAUAUGUUAUUAUGAAUGCACUGGGUGAGACAAUUGGCUAUAUGGAAGAAAAGGAUGUUGGGUUUGGCAAAAUGUUGGGACGACAAUUCUUCAGACUACAUCGACCAUUUGAUAUUGAUGUGUUCAACGCUAGAGGUGAAUUGGCAUUGAGCAUUAAAAGACCAUUUUCAUGGAUCAAUUCACACAUCAAGGCAUUGUUGCCUGGUUAUGAUCAUAAUAAUGAAAUUAUGUAUGAAGUUGUUGGUGAGUCGGUGCAAUCUUGGCAUUUGUGGAGACGAAAAUAUAAUUUGUUCAAAUUGGAAGAUGAAACAACAGAUGAAUACGAACAGUUUGGUGCUGUUGAUGCUCCGUUCUUGUCAUUUGAUUUCCCAGUGAAAAAUGCUGCUGGAGAAGUAAUAGCCAGUAUUGACAGAAACUGGGUGGGCUUGGGUAGAGAAAUGUUCACUGAUACAGGGGUUUAUAUUUUAAGGUAUGAUCCAAAGAGUUUUGAAGGUAUGGAAGAUGCUUAUGGAACUAUUUCGAAACAAGGAAUUACAUUAGACCAAAGAGCGGUGAUCUUGUCGUGUUUCACAAGUAUAGAUUUCGACUACUUUUCUCGACACAGUGGAGGACACGGUUUGUUUCCAUUCGGAGGAUCUUACGAUGAUGUAUAG